CGGCCAGUCGACUGCAGCCCUCCGUCCGGGGACGACCUGAGAGAGACAGCAAGACCGCUUCUGCGACCGAGUGGUGUGUGGCACCCCCCGAAUUGCACCAGAGUAGGCAACACGCAUUAUUCCCAUAGAGUAGUGUGAGCUCCGCUUUUGUCGGUCGGUGUCUCUCAAUUGCCGAAUUUAGUCUCAGUGUUCGUCCAACCGUAGCGAGCAGUUUGCAAAAUCAAUCCCAGUCGCUCUCUCUAAUCUUUGCAAAAACCAUGUCGGACGCGUCCCCUCAAGAGCCAGGCACCGACGAGGUCGAAGCGCCGAGCACCACCUCGCCGAGGAAGGCCGUGGCGCGAGCAAAGUCGGCCGUUGACGUCGCUGCCGUGGCGUCCGACUCGGAGCCCGAGAACGGCGACUCCAACGCCAACCAGGACGACUCGCGCACCACCUUCUGGGGCUACUCCAAGUCCAGGAUGGACGACGACACGCCCGUCCAGUUCGCGAAAAACAAGGAGGCGGCCGCCGGCGCCCCCGAGGCCGGCGGCGGCGGCGGCACCAUGGCCGUCUCCAAGCGGCCGGUCAAUAAUUUGUCCUACUGGCGCGCCCGCAAAGUAAUCUUCUACAAAAAUGGCGACCCCUACUUUCCGGGGGUCGAGUUCCGGUUCAAGCCGACCAGGGACAUCAUGUCCAUGGAGGCGCUCCUGGACAAGGUGUCUCUGCGCAUUGACCUGCCGACCGGCGCCAGAUACAUUUUCACCGUCAACGGCGAACGCGUCACCUCGCUCGAGCAGCUGGAGGACGGCGGCAGCUACGUCGUCUCCUCGUACAAGAUCUUUAAGCCAGGGAAUUACGGGAAAAAGCGAGCUGGCAAUUUCUACAGCACGCCCAACUCCCCCGAGAUGGCCACCAAGCCGAUGAUCGCUGUUGGCCACGGCAACUGGAGGUCCAACAAGAAAAGCAUGAACUCAACAGUGCCCAACGCAGGAUCCAAAGGCAGCUCCGGAAGAAUUAUUCGCAUUGUAAACGGACACGAUCACAGCGUGCAGUGUCGGGUUUUGCUGAAUCUGCGUACGACGCAACCCUUCGAGGAAGUGCUUGACGAUUUGGGACAGGUGCUCAAGAUGGGCGGCGCCAAGAGGAUGUUCACCCUAGGCGGACAGGAGGUGCGCAGUUUUUCACAAUUGCGAAACGAAUACGCCGAAGUAGACACUUUUUAUUUGAACAAUUCGUCGGGUCGUCGAUCUCGAACGCCGAGCGGAGGCGCCGCCGUGGGCCCAACCCUAUCUGGUAGCAACAUGUACCUUUAUGACGAGUACGACCCUCCGGCUCGCAAACCAGCCAUGUCCGCUCGCAACCCUAGCAGACAGAGGGUGCUCAGCGAACCCGACCUCAGACACUCGUCCAUGGGAAACCACGACUCAAUAGACUACGACGUGACAGAAGUGGGUUCUGGAAAGGAGCCGGCAAGGGUGGUAAUCAAGGGUAACAAAAAGGUCUUCUUCCCGCCGAUGCAUCAGAAACUAUUCGACCCGACACCUCCAGACAAGCGAAUGCAACUUAGCUGGGUUUACGGAUAUCGCGGCUUCGACUCGAAAAAGAAUCUGUGGGUGCUGCCGACGGGUGAAAUUAUGUACUAUGUCGCCGCCGUGGCCGUUUUGUAUGACAAAGAUGAGGAGUCUCAAAGGCACUACACAGGACACACAGAAGAUAUUGUCUGCAUGGACCUUCACCCCUCCAGAGAAAUGGUAGCCUCUGGUCAGAAGGCGGGUCGAAACAGAAAAACGCAGGCUCACGUGCGAAUCUGGAGUCCGGAAACGCUUCUCACGCUAUAUGUUUUCGGCAUGGGCGAAUUCUCGGUUGAAGUCUCGGCGGUCGCUUUUUCACAACUGAAUGGUGGAAGCUACGCUUUGGCAGUCGACGGCGGACGGGAGCGAAUUUUGUCCGUCUGGCAAUGGCAAUGGGGACACUUGUUGGGCAAAGUUGCUACGUUACAAGACGAACUUUCCGGUGCUCAAUUCCACCCGUUAGACGACAAUUUGGUGAUCACGUACGGAAAGAGCCACUUGGCCUUCUGGACGCGACGCAAGGACGGCUUCUUCGAGAGGACCGAUUUGGUGAAGCCGCCGUCGCCAACCAACAUCGUUUGCCUCCAGUUCGAGCCGGACGGUGACGUCGUCACGGCCGAUAGCGACGGAUUUAUCACAAUUUAUUCCAUCGACAGCGAAGGAUCCUACUUCGUGCGCCUUGAGUUCGAGGCCCACGCGAGAGGGAUCGGCUCGCUGGUCAUGCUGUCCGAGGGUACCCUUUUGUCUGGCGGCGAAAAGGACAGGCGGCUGAUUGCGUGGGACAGCAUGCAGAACUAUAAGAAAAUCGCCGAAACAAAAUUGCCUGAGAGUGCGGGUGGCAUCAGGACAAUUUACCCACAGCGACCAGGCAGGAACGACGGGAACGUGUACAUUGGAACAGUCAAGAACAACAUCGUCGAGGGCUCGCUCCAAAGGAGGUUCAACCAGUUGGUUUUCGGACAUCACAAAUUAUUGGUUGGCAUGGCCGUGCACCCCGACGAGGAAAUGUUCGCCACAGCCGGCCAGGAUAAAUGCAUAGCCCUGUGGAGGAGAAACGGUCUCAUUUGGAACACACAGACACAAAUGGAGUGUGUUUCGAUUUGUUUCCACCCUGACGCUGGCGUUUUGGCGGCGGGAACAGGCGAUGGCCACCUUUUGGUCCUGAAUGCUGAAAAUGGAAAUCCAGUGUCUCGUUUCAGAGUGUGCGGCUCGUCGCUCAACUGUGUGGCUUACAGUCCAAUCGGCGACAUAAUCGCGAUCGGCAGCCAGAACGGCAGCGUGUACCUUUUCCGGGUGAGCAGGGACGGCUUCUCGUACAAAAAGUACAACAAAAUCAAGGGCAGCAGCCCGCUGGCGUGCAUGGACUGGAGCGUGGACAGCAACUACCUGCAGACCGUGACCACCGAAUUCGACCUCAUUUACUGGGACGUGAAGACGAUGACGUGCGGAAAAAGUCCAACGGCCAUGAAGGACGUCAAGUGGUUCACGCAGACUUGCACCCUCGGAUUCAACACAGCCGGAAUUUGGAACAACCGCUUCUACCCAAUGCGGAACACAAUUUCCACUUGCCACCGCUCGAGCAAUCACGACAUGCUGAUAGUCGGCGACACCGACGGCCAUCUACGACUAUUUAGGUACCCUUGCAUAGCACCGCGUGCCGAAUACAAUGAAGUCAAGGGCCAGAGCAACACCUUGGCUGCGGCCCGCUUCCUUUCGCUGGACCAGAGUGUGGUGACCGUCGGCGGCAGUGACGCGUCCCUCAUGCUGUGGGACUUGGUGGACGAGUGACGAGACGCUCCCUCCUCGAAAAGGAACAAAACGCGAAUCCCACGUGCAAAAACUCAAAUGACCAACGAAGAACUAGAUUAGGAAAACAAGUUUAUAGAAUUACAACUUUAAAUUAAGUACACCCAAGACGCCCUCACGGUAGCCAAUAGUAAAUUUAAUCAAGUCGAAAUACAAGGUCUCGAGGAAAGACGAAGCGACAAAUCUUAGUAUUCAUCUUUUGAGGCAAACACAUAGAAACAAAAUCUCUGGGUUUAGGAAAGCUCAUAUUUUAAAAAUAAAACACAAAACGACCUGGCACUGUUUUGUACCCUACUUGGUCAAAAUCUUUCCUGUUUAAAAAAUUUCCAAACAAAAAAUUUACCAAAAAAAAUUUUACUCAUUGUCAGCUUCUUCAAAUCUGGUCCCAAUCAAUCAAUAGGUUUUGAUAACUAAUCAGCAAAACUGUCGAUUUGCUCAAGGAAAGAAAAUUCUAGGCGUACCACUUAUUUCAUCUCCUUCCUCACUCAUACAUCAUAUUGCAAACAUACGCCGCUCAUUCAUUAAGCAAACAUUUAUUCAGCGGAGCACGUUUCAAGUUGCCUUGAGACUCGGGGCAUGCCACGAAAAUAUUUAAUGGCAGCUCGGCCCAAGGUCUUUGCGCCCCCUUAUUGAUGCGAUUAGAUUUUUGGAUAGCACCCUAUAUUGCACCUGAGCAACACAAUAAAAUAUCUUAACACACUUGGCCCAAAUUCUUCUAAGUGUUUAUUGGGCAGCCACAAACAUUUCUUGGCGAUGAUUUUUGAUCUGGGACCAAGGCCAUCAUAUCCUUCCACAAUAAAAAGAAAUUGCAGGCAAAUUUAUUAGCUAGAAAAGCUGUUAGACCUCGAUUCCCUGGAAAAGGCCAUUGCGGUGUUUUUGGCCACGCAAUUUGUAGUUUUCUUCACUAUUUGUAAGAUUCAAUCUAUGUAUUAAUAAUAUCUAGGGCACAUUGUCAAGUUGAUUUACAAACCCCAGUUUGAAAAUCUGCAUUAUUUUCUUAAACGGUACAAUUGGAUGAUUAAAAAUUUAAAUAAAAGCGUACU
This is a messenger RNA of Neocloeon triangulifer, 4399 nucleotides long. It is a transcript of the gene DCX-EMAP, whose product is annotated as echinoderm microtubule-associated protein-like CG42247. Lineage: Eukaryota; Metazoa; Arthropoda; Insecta; Ephemeroptera; Baetidae. The record is from RefSeq and is a predicted model, not a curated record. Bases 258 to 3338 code for a protein of 1026 amino acids. The transcript has 18 exons. Gene Ontology annotation, biological process: intracellular signal transduction; microtubule cytoskeleton organization. Gene Ontology annotation, molecular function: microtubule binding. Gene Ontology annotation, cellular component: mitotic spindle.